Messenger RNA from Eucalyptus grandis, 1418 nucleotides. RefSeq names its product sister chromatid cohesion protein pds5-like. Gene Ontology annotation, biological process: DNA repair; mitotic sister chromatid cohesion. Gene Ontology annotation, cellular component: nucleus; chromatin. The transcript has 8 exons. Bases 659 to 1405 code for a protein of 248 amino acids. The record is from RefSeq and is a predicted model, not a curated record. Lineage: Eukaryota; Viridiplantae; Streptophyta; Magnoliopsida; Myrtales; Myrtaceae.
UAUGGCAUUUCAUCCCUUAUAAAUACCCCUAUAUCCUCACUGUAUCACCUCACACAUAACACCUUCGAUAAUCUACAGGACUGAUCGAAUUUUAAUUCUUCAUUCUAGUUUUUGUAUACUUUUUGUUUGAAUUGCAUAAUUUUGCUGAAGGACUCUGUUGAUCGAAAGUCAUUCAGAUAUAGGAGUAGGACAAUUUAUUGUCCAAAAGCAAGCAAGAGAGAAUUUGCAGAUAUUUGCUUGGAGAAAAAUUUGAAGUUUAUAUAUGUUUUGUUGCAGGAAGGCAAUCACAAGUUAAAGUCUGGUUCUCAGGGGUGUAACAAAGUUGAGUCGAUGCACUGUGCUGCUUGAACUUAAAACCUGAACAAAUAAUGUUUGAUUUCAUACGAGCUCUGCUCGACAGUUUAACUUGACUUGAGAUGGACUUGGUUAUCUUUAAUUUGGAUGAAUAUGAGCCAAGCUUGAGAUCGACCACUUCUGAAUUUAAAUUUGGUUGCUCUGAAUGGAAAGCCUUUUCAUGCCAAAUGAGUUGGUUAUAUGAAUCCUUUUAUGUUAUUUACUUCUUACUUAUAAAAGUCUAAUGCAUUAGUAUGCAUAAAUAAUGUAUAUUGAACGAUAAUCCAAUAUUUUAAAGUAAAUUAUCUAGUGAGUUGUAGUAGUCAUGAGCAGCUCGAUUUGUUUGCACCCCUCAGAAUUGGCAAAGUCAGCGUUAAGUGCGGAGCAACUAAUUUUGAGAGAAAGUACUCGAUGGCAGAGACCUUCUCAUGCAAUUGCCAAAAUAAUUGGAGAAGCAGCUUGUGAGGCGGAGGAUUUGUUGGCUAACAUGGAGCAAGGAGCAUCAGAACCUCUGCUAGAUUCCUUUCUUCCAGUCAUGAAGGCACUAAUUUCUUAUUCUCUUUUGAAACAUUCUGUUGAGGGUAUAAGAGUUUUUGUAACAUGUUGCCUCACUGAGCUUUUGAGGAUAAGUGUACCUCAAGAAAUGUUCAAUGAUGACCAGAUGAAGGUGAUUUUUGAGUUAAUUGUGGAGGCAAUUUUGAAGUUAUCUCAGGCAUCCGGGCAAUAUUAUGAAAAGGCCCUCUCCAUACUUGAGACUGUUGCACAGGUCAAAGCAUGCCUUCUUAUGCUUGACCUUAAAUGUGAUGCACUAGUUGUCCAGAUGUUUCAAACUUUCUGGGAAAUCAUUAGGUUCUAUGAUGGCCUAAUUCAAUCUUAUGACCCUCUAAUGAAAAAGCACAAGGUUUUGUACGAUGAUGGGGACAAAGAAACCUUAAACCUUGAGAAGGAAAGGUGGGACUUCAUUGAGGAUGAUUUGCCAGUUGAACAUCGACAUGUGGCUGAUAAUCCCAAACCGAUUACUUCACCUGUCAUACUGAGAAAGCAGAAUGGGAAUAAAGCAGAAUGGGAAUAAAUGGGAAUAAAUG